AUGUGCAGAGGAGGGAGGGUGGAGGAUGAAGUUGGAGCUGUAAGGCAGGAGGAAAAGAGGAAGAGCUCAGAGGAGGGUCGUGCACAUGGUCAAGGAGGACAUGCACACUGUGUCCCAAAACCUAGACCGCAUCCUUGGGAGGACCUGGCCUUGGCGGUCUCGUGGGCGGGUCCUUUGAAGGCCGAGAAGACCCGGAAGUGCAAGGCUGGACUGCUGACCUCUGACCUCCACCAUGAGCUCCCGGGUGUGCAGGACCUGCGGGGGGUCCGACAUCGACGUGGACCAGGCCUGUGGCAGCACCGUGUGCACCGGCUGCGGUUCGGUUCUGGAGGACAACAUCAUCGUGUCCGAGGUCCAGUUUGUGGAGGGAAGCGGGGCGUGUCGUCCGCCGUGGGACAGUUUGUGUCUGCUGAUGCAACUACAGUGAUAGGGUCAAAGAUCAAAGUCCUCCUUGGUUCUGUUUCACACAAGAGCAGCGGUAAAGAGUUGCGAGCCCAGAUGCUUCAGAACGGUAAGCGUCAGAUCCAGCAAAUGGGCAGUCAGCUGCAGCUCAACCAGCACCACCUCGACACCGCCUUCAACUUCUUCAAGCUGGUCGUUAGCAAACACCUGACCUGGGGCCACAAGACAGAGCACGUCAUCGCCGCCUGCCUCUACCUUGUGUGUUGCACUGAGGGCACCCCACACAUGCUGCUGGACCUCAGCGAUCUGCUGCAGGUGGAUGUCUACAUCCUGAGAAAGACCUUCCUGCUGCUGGCUUGUGAGCUCUGCAUCAAUGCUCCUGCCAUUGACCCCUGCCUGUAUAUUCCUCGCUUUGCUCACAUGUUGGAGUUCGGGGCGAAGACUCAUGAGGUUUCCAUGACAGCUCUUCGUCUCGUACAGAGGAUGAAGAGGGACUGGAUGCACACGGGACGCCGACCCUCCGGACUCUGUGGAGCAGCACUCCUGAUAGCAGCUCGGAUGCAUAUGUUUCAGCGUUCGGUGAAGGACGUGAUCGGCGUGGUGAAGAUCAUCUACCAGGCCAUACUGAGGAAGAGGUUAACUGAGUUUGAGGACAUGCCCACCAGUCAGCUGACCAUCGAUGAGUUCAUGAAAGUAGAUCUGGAGCAGGAGUGUGACCCCCCAUCCUUCACCGCUGCACAGCAAGAAGCCAAAAUGCAGCAGUUAGAGCAGGAGCUGGCUAAGAAACUGGAUGAGGUUGAAGGAGAGAUCAGCUGCUACAAGGACGAGAUCGAAACCGAGCUGGAGAAGAGUCGGCCCAAACUCAGAGGAAUCUACACCACUUACACCAAAGAAACCCGAGGACAACGGCGACGUUUGUCCCUGCCAUCCAAGCCUGAGGAGGUCGAGAAGGCGGGCGUGGAAUUCAAGAGGAGGAGGGGGACGGGCGUGACCCGGAGAUCAGGAGGCGGUGCCAGAGAAGAGUCGAUGGGACCCCACCGUCAGGCUGCCUAUCUGACCUCCAUUCCAGGAAAACUGCCGAGCGCCGCUAGCCUGAGCCUCCAGCAGACUUUCCAGACCUCGGACACAUCAGAGAGUGGCGGGAGAGUGCUCGGUGACUACCCGCAGAGCGAGGAGCUGGACCUGAAAGAUAUCGACGAUCAAAAAAUCGAUAAGUACAUCCUAAAUGAGAAGGAGGUUCAGGUGAAGAUGGAGCUGUGGAUCAAGCAGAACCCUGAAUACCUGAAGGAGCAGGAAGAGAAACAGGAGCAGAUAAACAAAGAGAAGGAGGAGGGCACCUACAAGGAGAAGAAGAAGAAGUCUAGAAGCGGGACCAGAUCGAGACAUUGACAGCAGGUGAGGCGAUCAAGAGAAUGUUGGAGAAGAAGAAGAUCUCCAGUAAGAUCAACUAUGGCGUCCUCAGAGACCUGAACCGAGGGACAGG
Messenger RNA from Oreochromis aureus, 1885 nucleotides. RefSeq names its product transcription factor IIIB 90 kDa subunit-like. Gene Ontology annotation, biological process: transcription preinitiation complex assembly; DNA-templated transcription initiation; transcription by RNA polymerase III. Gene Ontology annotation, cellular component: transcription factor TFIIIB complex; transcription preinitiation complex; nucleus. Bases 1 to 1791 code for a protein of 596 amino acids. Lineage: Eukaryota; Metazoa; Chordata; Actinopteri; Cichliformes; Cichlidae. The record is from RefSeq and is a predicted model, not a curated record. Gene Ontology annotation, molecular function: TBP-class protein binding; RNA polymerase III general transcription initiation factor activity; RNA polymerase III type 3 promoter sequence-specific DNA binding. The transcript is spliced from 17 exons.